This is a messenger RNA of Saccoglossus kowalevskii, 632 nucleotides long. RefSeq names its product cytochrome c oxidase subunit 6A, mitochondrial-like. Gene Ontology annotation, cellular component: mitochondrial inner membrane; respiratory chain complex IV. Lineage: Eukaryota; Metazoa; Hemichordata; Enteropneusta; Harrimaniidae. The record is from RefSeq and is a predicted model, not a curated record. Gene Ontology annotation, molecular function: enzyme regulator activity. Gene Ontology annotation, biological process: mitochondrial electron transport, cytochrome c to oxygen.
UUCGCUAUCCGGGUACUUUGUCUGUUCGUCGGGAUCGUGGACAACACCGAGAAAAUACUACGAAAUGGCGGCACGAAUGGUAUCACUUUUAAGGAGGCCUUUGAUAAGCGACAUCAGGCUAUCGUCAACAGGACAGUCUGCAUCUGCAGGGGAUCACACAGGUGGUGCAAAGACUUGGAAACUGUUAACUUACUUGGUGGCCGUUCCUGGUGUAGUGGUUUGUAUGGCUAAUGCCUAUAUGAAGGAAACGGAGCAUUUGAAUCAUUUAAAAGAACAUAGACCUGAAUUUAUCGCUUACCCACAUCUGAGAAUCAGAACCAAGCCUUACCCCUGGGGAGAUGGUAACCACUCACUGUUCCACAAUGGCUGGGUCAACCCAUUACCAGAAGGUUAUGAGGAGUCUGAUGAAUAACUUUAACACCAGCGAAUAACUUUAUUGUCUGCAGUUGUUUUUAGUUAAUACACUCCAUCAAACAGUCAUUUGUAUAAAAUAAAACUAUAAUAUUAUCCACAAUGUUAACUCCAAAGUAGAUAAUUGUCAAGAAAACAAUCUUGAGUUUGGGAAUUCUUUUUGUUUAAAUCUAUUUUGUGUGUUUGAGUCCAGAUUGAAAAUAAAAACAUCUUAAAGUUAA